AUGUUCAUUUGUUUGUUUUGGUUGUUUUGCCAUCUACCUGUGUCUUUCGCAGCAAGUCUUUCAUUCAACAUUCCUUCCACUCCACCAUCAAAUGCAAGUGCCACUCUUACAGACGCUCCUGUGGGUGUAUCAUUCGAAUUCUUUGCAUACCCCGCGUACGUAACGGAUGUUGCCUCAACCCAGCGGUGCCUGGAGAAUUUCAAAGACUUGACUGGAGUGUGGCCACCCAUUCGUAUAGGCGGAACCACACAGGACCGAGCCACAUACGAUGCAUCCUCAAGUGAUGCUGUCACCUACACUGUGGCAGCUUCCACCGAUGCUCCUGAUUCUCUCACCUUUGGUCCAUCUUUCAUGACACUAGCUGCCGAGUACGGAGGAGAUGUGACACUGGGACUCAACCGUCGCCUGGACAACAUUUCAAAUACAAUUGCAGCUGCGAGCGUCGCAGUAGAUCGGAUGGCUAACCUAUACGCCAUUGAGUUGGGAAAUGAACCUGAUUUCUACUCCGAUACUGACCCAAUAGCCGACGGUGCCUCCUGGACUGCCGCCGCUGACUAUGCAUCUCAAGUCAAAUGGCAAGAUGAAGUAUUUGGAAAUUUAUCUAUUGGCAACCUUGCCUCGGCGGGCGUCUACUUCGGAACAUCUCCAGAAAGCAUAGUCGGUCUUACCGCGGUUGAAGGCGAUGCUAAUGAUUAUGUGAAAGAUUACUGCUCUCACAAUUACCCCCAGUCCGCAAGUACAGCUGACCUUGAGACGCUCAUGGGCCACAGCGAUAUUGCAUCGGAGAUUGAGCCUUUCGCUGCGGAGGUCGCUGCGGCCACAAAAAAGGGAAAGGAGCAUGUUUUUGGCGAAACCAACUCUGCGACGGGCGGCGGUGGUGGCAUAAGUCCGACAUUUGGCGCUGGUCUCUGGAUCUUGGACUAUGUCAUGCAAUCCCUGAUCAUGGGGACUAAGUCAUUGUACUUCCACCAAGGCACAAUCGGAAACUGCCAAUAUUGCUGGUGGGGUCGCUACGAUAUGGGCUCACCCUACUUUGGAGCCUAUUUCGCUACAAUGGCACUAGCAAACGCGGACCAAGUAGCUCCGCUCGACAGCGGGGAUACGGCAUUUGCAGCAUACGCCAUUUACAAGUCAGAUUCUCCUAUUCGAGUUCUUCUAUAUAACUCAGAGUACUACACUAGUGGAACCAGAUCAACUCAGGAGUUUGUGUUGAGCGGACUAUCCUCAUCGACCCUAACAGCUAAACGACUCACUGCCUCGUACGCGACAUCUCGGGUUGAUGAAGGGGACAGUCCUACAGUUGCGGGACAAUACUUUGGAAAUGGUAAUUGCACUCUCAUGGGUACUCAGGUUACUGAGACCACUACGGCUUCUUCUGGUAAAGCUACUUUCACUGUGGGGGCGUCGGAGGCCCUCCUGAUCGAGCUUGCUUGA
Molecule: messenger RNA, 1434 nt
Organism: Penicillium odoratum
Lineage: Eukaryota; Fungi; Ascomycota; Eurotiomycetes; Eurotiales; Aspergillaceae
Product: glycosyl hydrolase family 79 C-terminal domain-containing protein
Exons: 7
Coding region: 1-1434 (477 amino acids)
Source: RefSeq, a predicted model, not a curated record